Acipenser ruthenus (sterlet) is the source of this 1504-nucleotide messenger RNA. RefSeq names its product HIG1 domain family member 2A-like. Gene Ontology annotation, cellular component: mitochondrion. NCBI's taxonomy places the organism in Eukaryota, Metazoa, Chordata, Actinopteri, Acipenseriformes, Acipenseridae. The record is from RefSeq and is a predicted model, not a curated record. Bases 272 to 619 code for a protein of 115 amino acids. The transcript has 2 exons. Gene Ontology annotation, biological process: mitochondrial respirasome assembly.
UCUCGCGAUUCGUCUUCCGCACUUUUGACAGGGUUUGUUUUGGCCAUAUCCCGAAGUGACCACCUUUUUUCUAAGGUUAAGGUUAGGGUAAGGGUGAGGGUUUGUCUAUAUUACGUUACAUUUUUUUUUCCAGACGAAACGCGGUAAAUUACUUGCAGGAGAAACUGGUUUUAAAUAGUCGCAGAUCGGACUAUCAUAUCUCCGCCUCCUUAACCUUCAUCACGUGGUACUGGGUCACCCACUUUCCCAAAGCGCGUCUCCUCUUACAAGCAUGGCUGCGGCUUCAACUCCUGCAGGACACGAUCAGUCAAGCGACCCGACCCGAACAGGGGCGUUUGAUUUGAUCAGACCCCCCGUGAUUGAGGGGUUCACGCCUCCGCCGAGGUCCAAGGAAGAAGGAUUUAACGACAAGUUUAUCAGGAAGACGAAAGAAAACCCUUUCGUGCCGAUAGGUUGCUUUGGCACGGCGUGCGCCCUCACUUACGGACUCAUCGCCUUCAGGCGCGGCAAGACCCGGCAGUCCCAGAUGAUGAUGCGAGCCCGUAUUUUCGCUCAGGGAUUCACAGUGUUCGCUCUCCUGUUUGGUGUGGCUUCGACUGCCUUGAAACCCAAACAGUGAAUGGGGGGACCGAGUCACGAUGGAGGAGUGAAGAAGGGUGCCUCCUUCUGGCUGACAAUUCAUGUGUGAGGAAAGCAUAGUUGUGGAGGGGAACAACCCUAUGGUUUCAUUUAGUUUUUUGGUUGACACUUUUUUUUUUUAAACUAAAGGGAGUGUUUGAUUUGUUAAUGCACAAAACUAGUUUUCUUAAUGAGUGUAACAGAGCAAAAAUAUGACUGUCUCAGAGAUUGAAACCACCUUUUAAAAGUAAACCAUAUCUCCUUGGAUUGCCAGUGCGGAUUGCUAACAAGGUGUGUUCAGUAGUCUUUCAGGGUCAGGUAUCAAGGGAAGGCAAAUGUUAGAAUCCUCAUUUCCCUCAGAUACUGACCCUGGUGUCCCUCUAUAUACAACAAGCUAUUGAAUGCAACUGAUACAGUAGUCAUAAUAUUUCAGCUUCAGUCUGCUGUCCAUUUAGCAGUCUCUUUAAUUUGGCAGGUGUUGUUACACAGGUAGAAUAAAUCUGUUGUACUGUUUUAAGGUAUACAUUUGCAAGGUAAAAAUCAUUGUUUUAAAGCAUUUAAACAAAUUGCAUUAAUGGCGUCACACUGGCAGUGUUUUGCUGGCAGUGUCAAAAUAGAUAUUGUGCCAAAAAAGGAUUUGUUCCAAGGUAACAGAACUUGUGUAUAAACCAGCAUACCUAGCAGCCACCACAACCACAUUCCCCUUAAAAUUGAAGUCAUUCAUAAAUUGUAUUGAUGGUCACUUGGAUGUCAGUUUUACAGAAUACUUGCACCCAGGUCACCAUUAUGUUUGCUGUGGCCUUUUUAUUUUAGGGAGUGAUGAUUGUUACAGCACCUUAUUGUAACUCAUCUGUGUACAAAGAUGUCUAUUAAAACAUAAAGCGUG